AUGUUUAUAAUGAACAAGAGCACUAUAGCCAAAAUAAAUAAAAGAAGACCACCAGGAUCCCAAUUAGUCCGUUUAGGACUUUCUACCUAUACAACUGCGAGAUUGGGCUAUAUAGAAUGUGUUCCCUGUCCAUUGAAAGAUAGUCCAAAGAUUGGUUAUCUCUACUGCACCAGGAAGCGAAGAACAGCAGCAUCUUUCACAGAGAAUGCUUCCCAAAGUAAUAUGAAUUCUCAAUUGGACUUUGAGCAUGAUUUCGAAGCUGAAAACCAUGAAGUUGAGUCCAGCAAGAAAAGAACCAUCUACAACAAGUGGAUGGAGAAUCUUCGUCAGUUGGCCGAUUCUUUUCUUUGCUUUGUCAGCAAAUGCCAGGAUGACUGUCCUAAUAAAAUGGACAUUACUCUCUUGUCUUCUCCUUGUUCUUGCAAGAAAUUUGUAAAAAAAAACAUUUACAUAUUUUUUUUACUUUCUUCAAAAAUGUUUGAGGUUGUUUUCUGUGGGUGUAAAACCAUCCCAGAACAAAUGGUUGAGAUGGGUAUUCUGCCCGCAUCACUGAACAAUGUUCAGUAUGGAAUUCAUUUUGGACUUUUGAAUUUCAUGAUAGAUAUGCGCGAUUUUCUCGCAACCUCUGGUCAGGGCUUGGCGACUUUAUACAACAAGGUUAACAUGGGUGCUGAGAGGGAAAUUUUAAAGGCAUUCUGUCAGAACCUCCUCCCCAUCUAUGUAAGGCUAAUGACAAUUGUUGAGAGCAAAGUUGAGGAAGCUGCCUCUGGAUUUGAGGAGCUUAAUGGGUGUCCUGCUUGUUCAGAUCAAAGUAUUGAAGUUGUAUUUUUAUAUCAGGUUGACAGCAAUGUGACCGUUGACGACUGUCAAUAUGUUGCCAUUGAUGGCAAUUUUAGCCUGAAGUAUGAGAGGAGAAAAGAUGUAGAGAGUGAUGGUGGUAAAGAGUUGGAGCAAGUAGAGGCUCAACUCAAGCAGGUGUGGAUUGGUGACGACAUGGUGAAAACAUAUGAGAAGGAGAGGACUGAAGAAGGCAUAGGUCGGUUUGACAGCAACUUCCAUGCUGGCUCUGGAAGUUUGGCAAAGUCCAUAAAGUACCCUAUUAAGAGUCUUUUUUGCGGCGAGCUGUGCACGGCAUGA
Molecule: messenger RNA, 1137 nt
Organism: Phycomyces blakesleeanus NRRL 1555(-)
Lineage: Eukaryota; Fungi; Mucoromycota; Mucoromycetes; Mucorales; Phycomycetaceae
Exons: 5
Coding region: 1-1137 (378 amino acids)
Source: RefSeq, a predicted model, not a curated record